GUCGUCUCGUGUAAAAGAUGUGUUAUCGUUAUUGACGCCCAAAGAAUUUGAAUCGUUACCUACUUAUAACUUAGUUUAGUGUCUGGCAUUAAUAAUAGUACAGACAAGACUCUAGGCUGAACUCCGGAAUAGUCAUGGCACCUAAAUUGUUGUGGACAACAAUUAUUCACGUCUUACUAUGGAACUUUAUAUUUUCUGUAACUGAAAGUAUUGAAUUAAAUGGAGCUGAAGAUUUAUUAUCAAAUAAUUUUCGUGACCGAGUGCGGUUUACUACACAUAUAUGUGAUCGUUUGAAAAAUUUACCACCACCAGCUGCUUAUAAUAAUAAUGAUGAACCUUUAUCUGAUCCAGAUAGUGAUGGUAAUUUUGAAAAUCCGGGCUUAGUUAAAGAUUUGAGUAAAGCAGUAAAUCCCGUAAAAAGGCAUGCAAGCUUACGAUGCUAUAAUCUUCAUACACAGGAAAAUAACGAACCUAAUAAACCAGAUCCUUCAAUAACAAAUGAGUGGCAAAUGAAGUCGACUCCUGUAAACAAUGCAUUUGGUGCAAAUUUGCAGAAUGACUUAUUAGUGGCUCACAAACCAAAAGUUGUAGAUCUAAAAAAAAUUGACAUAAAUUUUCAUAAAAUGGUACAUCAAGAACCAUUGCAUUCUACAGUAUCACUUUUACAAAAAGGAAACCUUAUUGGAGGAAAUCCUAAAUAUGUCCCAAACCUUCAAUUAAAUUUACAAGAUAAGACGAACAAAAUUAAAUCAUUAAUUUCUGCUCCACAACAUAAGUCAGCCGAUGUAAUACCUGUUAAAUUAUUGGAUGAAAGUCUACAAAACAAAUUUAUUAAGCCGUCGUUGACUUUUCCAUCACCUUCUAAAUUUAUUAAAUCUCCAUCAUUAUUGCAGCCAACUGAAAUACAUAAUAAUAAUGAUAAUAUAGCAGUGUUAACGACAGAUAACGACAAACCAAGUAACCCGUCAAAACUGAUUCCACUUUCACCACAUAAUAUACCGAAUAAAGAUGUUUAUCAACAAGAUUCAUUAAUUGAGAAAAAACCAUUAUUGUCUGCUGUUCCAUUCAUUCAGAUUAACAAGCCAAAACCUGUAGAAAUAUUGGAUGACAAACAUGUACCACCUAUCGCGUAUCGACCUACAUCUCCUCAGUAUAUAAAAAUUCCUGUCAUAAAACCAGUAUUUGUACCGAUUUUUAUGCAAAAAGAAGUAUCAAUAUCACCAGCAAAUGAACAACCGCAGACAACCAAUAUUGGUUUGUUAUCACAACCUAAAAUAACCAAAAACGGCAUUGCUGAAUCAACGUCUCAACCAAACCUAAUUGAAAAAGAAGUUUCAAUAUCUCUGCCAUAUAAAAAACAACAGGGAUUAAUUAAUUUGUUAUCACCUGCACAAUUUAUAAAGACUUCUGAUACAGAAAAAGUACAUAAACCGAUCGCAAUUGAAAAAGAAGUUUCAAUAUCUGAACCAAACGGACAACAAAAACAACCGAUAAUUGAUUCGCCACCACAAACUCCGAUAUUUAUAAGGACUCCUGACAAAGAUUCAUUAAACCAAGCGAUACCAGGACAAACAAUAGUAUCAGUAAAUGCACCGGAGCAAAAACAAUCAAUAAUUAGUUUGCCAUCGCCUCCUCAAGUAACCGAGACUUUCAACAGUGAAUCAACAUCUCAGAUAAUACCGGUUCAAAAAGAAGUUUCAACGUCCGCUUCGUAUGUACAACAAAAGCCAUUAGUUAAUUUUUCGCCACCACCUCCACAGUUUCAACAAAUUAAAAUACAAAAAGAAAUAUCAAUACCAUUGCCAUAUCAGCAACAAAAGAUUGGUGCACCUUUAAAACUAGUUAACUCUUUUAACUCUGAAUUGUUAUCUCAGUCAAUUUCUCAAAAAAAAAAUUCAUUAUAUGAUCAACAAAAGCCAAUCAUUUUGCCAUCACCUCCUUCAUUAAUCAAGACGACUACUUCAGCGUAUGCCAAUUAAUUGAAUAAUAAAUAUUCACUAUUUAUUUGUCACAACUUUAAAAACAUUAACAUUUCUGCAUUUCUGAUAUUUUUUAAUUUGUGACAAAAAAAAAAAAAAAAAAUAAGAUGGUU
Messenger RNA from Rhopalosiphum maidis (corn leaf aphid), 2092 nucleotides. RefSeq lists its product as uncharacterized. The record is from RefSeq and is a predicted model, not a curated record. The transcript is spliced from 3 exons. Bases 135 to 1979 code for a protein of 614 amino acids. NCBI's taxonomy places the organism in Eukaryota, Metazoa, Arthropoda, Insecta, Hemiptera, Aphididae.